Molecule: messenger RNA, 1668 nt
Organism: Aegilops tauschii subsp. strangulata
Lineage: Eukaryota; Viridiplantae; Streptophyta; Magnoliopsida; Poales; Poaceae
Biological process (GO): transposition
Source: RefSeq, a predicted model, not a curated record
CAUGAUGAUGAUACACUUAAAUUAUAUACAUCUUAUUAUUCAUGUCAGGUAUUCUUUUUUUAUGUUGUACUAAUUUCGUUUACUCUUUGUCAUUGCAGGUGUUCACAGAUGGUGGGCGCGGGUCGAGAGCGCUCCGGGGCUCCUUCCUCGGCGCGUGGUGGGAGGGGUAGUUCCAUUCCACCCCAGACCCUCCGGAGAGCGCUAGAUCUCAGUAUGCAGACACCACCGGCGGUCGCUUCUUCUUUGGCCGGGAGAGGUCGGGGGGGAAGAAGAAGGAGAAGGCUAGUAGAGGUGGACGUGGCGGCGGGAGAGGUAGGAAGGCUGCCACUACGCCUUCCUCGCCGCCACCCUCAGCUGAUUCACCUGACCAUAGGACUGCUCCGUCUGAGAUGGAGCCGCCUGAGGUGGACCCGUCUUGGACCCCGGUCCACGAGCCUCGGGCCGACGAGCCUUCGCCCCACGAGACUCCGGUCCCAGAGGCUUCGUCCCACGAGACUCUGGAUCAGGCUACGUCGCAGCCGAACCGAUUGGGGGACUGGCCAGAGUCGAGUGGCCAUGCUGAUGGUGACGAGGGUGGCUAUAGUUCUGAUAGCUAUAGUGAGAGUGAGCUGGUUGAGGGGGGCAAUGUCUACCAGCGUGGUGGUACAAAGCUCCCGCCCACCCCGGCGACCCCUGACCAGAGGUCUUGGAAACACGGUCGUGGUGUCCGCAGGCCCAACACAGUCCUUGGUGUGAUUUGUCGCCAGAGCUUCCCGGGGUGGGUCACGUUGCCCGGUGAGGGCCAGGUUCCAGAGCUAGGAAUGACCUGGGAGCACUACUUGGCUGCCCCGGCCCCGCCGGGGGAGAGGAUCGGCGGUGUCGAGUGCCACACGGUGGCCGACGUUGUGAUCCAGACGUUUUGGACCUUUUACAGGUGUGCUGAGGGACAGGAGGAGGCCGCGGCUCGGGUUAUCGAAGCCGAGUGCAGGCGGCUACUUCAAAACUGGCGGAACAGGGCUCGGACGCAGGCUACUCGAGACUACUUCGCCUCGAUUGGUAUUAGGAUGUCCAAGUCGAAGUGCCGCACAAAGUAUCUGAGUAAGGAGAAGUACAUGAAGGUGCCCCCGAGAUGGUGUGCGGAUAGGCUGGAUUGUUGGGAGGCGUUGGUGGAUGAGUGUGCUCUCCCCAAUGGCUAUCCACCCACAACAAUGCAAAGGAUCGGCGUGGCAAAAUGAGCGGUGUGCCACACCAUCAAGGCAGCGUCAACCUAUAUCAGUACGGGGAUAACUGGGCGCGGCACAACAAGGCAGAUGUUCCAGAGUUGUUCGACCUCUAUGCCAUGGCCCAUAGUGCCCCGUAUAAGAAGGCCAAGGCAUUCUCUGAGUCUGAUCUCGAUGAUCCAAAGAACUUCACCAUCCGCGCCUCCCACAACAAGCUCGUGAGGUACAGAGACGAGGGGAAGGCGAGGAAAGGGCCGGACUUUAACCCAAGCCAGCCUAUUGAUCCAGAGCUGGUGAUGAUAUCUGGUGGCGGGAGGAACCAUGGCUUGUUAGCCAUUGGGGAUGGACUGAUACGUUGUACUAGCACUCUCCCGCAGAUCAAGAGGCGCCAGACGAGCUCCGAUCCUGAGAUAAGGCCUCGUCCACGGCCAAUGGAUCUCGAAAUCAAGGUUAGUUAUACAAAAUCAGA